AUGGAAUUUGCCAAAGAAAAUAGACAGUCAAUCAGUACAUACGGUCUCCAUCUCUCUGAUUUACAAGAACUACUAGAGACAACCCUAGGAAAGUCAUAUUUUGUCUACAACAAUCAAGUCUACCUACAGCUUCUUGGAUUGUUCAUGGGAACCAACCCUGCACCUAUACUAGCUACUGUAAAAAUGUGGAAACUGGAAAAACUUUCAGUCUACGUAGACCUGAGGAUAACACUGCCCACCUACAGCAGGUUUUACGACGGUCUAAACGGAGCCACCACCAACAGACGAAAAGCUCAGCAACUGUGCAACCUCAUCGAACAACAAGAUCCUGACAAACUUAUCAAACUAACUGUAGACUACCCUGACAAUCAGAACGACUUUGUUCCCUUCCUCAACACGGAAAUAAAGAUCGACUCAGAUGGAAUAGUACAUUCUAGACUCUACAGAAAACCACAGAAAAAGCCACUCACCCUCCACUACAACUCUCAUCAUACAACACGUACAAAGAAUGCUACUGUUGAGAGUAUGUACAACACCGCAGAGGCAGUCUCUAACAACAGAGAAAACGAGAAGUACUCAGAAAAGAUGAUAGAUAAACUUCUCAUCAACAACGGCUACACUGAUAGAGUCUUAGAAACCAUAAAGAACAAGAGAAAACGUAGAAAGAGAAUUAAUCAGAAAGUACAGAACAAAGACCAAGACGGAGCGAUUCUCAAACUACCCUAUGUUAACGAAGCUACUAGUCGCAAAUACAGAGAUGCUGUCAGACAUAGUGGACUCCCCAUCAAAAUUGUCGAGAAACCUGGACGGAAACUGAAGGAUCUCCUUACAGACUCCAGACCCCUUGACAAGAAAUCCUGUACAACAUCAAACUGCAGAACAUGCGCAGCUUUAACCGAUGGAGAAUGCACCACAACUAAUACCGUCUACCACAUCACUUGCGAAGUAGACAAUUGUACCGAGAACUAUGGUGGGGAAACAUACAGACCGAUCAAGUGCAGGUUCGACGAGCAUUACCGUAGUGCGGCAAAUCCAACAGCAAAAUCUUACGAAGAUAAGCCACUAGCAAAGCACUACAGGGAAAGUCACCCUCAGCACAAAGGCCCCCCAAAACUUAAACUUCAAAUCGUAGAUAGAGGAACAUCACUCAUCAACAGAAAGAUUAAAGAAGCCCGAUUUUUAGUUGAAAAUAAACCAACACUCAACGAUAAAACAGAGUUGAACAAUCUAACACAGUUUUUAGUUGAGUGA
Molecule: messenger RNA, 1251 nt
Organism: Bolinopsis microptera
Lineage: Eukaryota; Metazoa; Ctenophora; Tentaculata; Lobata; Bolinopsidae
Exons: 1
Coding region: 1-1251 (416 amino acids)
Source: RefSeq, a predicted model, not a curated record